This is a messenger RNA of Laetiporus sulphureus 93-53, 870 nucleotides long. Its product is annotated as nucleolus protein. The transcript is spliced from 4 exons. Gene Ontology annotation, cellular component: nucleolus. Lineage: Eukaryota; Fungi; Basidiomycota; Agaricomycetes; Polyporales; Laetiporaceae. Gene Ontology annotation, molecular function: rRNA (adenine) methyltransferase activity. Bases 1 to 870 code for a protein of 289 amino acids. The record is from RefSeq and is a predicted model, not a curated record.
AUGCCCAAGGCACGUAAGCACAAGCGGAAGACUCCCAUCACCACCGUGGAGGCGUCCGCGAGACCCGGCACGAGGGGAUCCAGCAAUCCAAUCGCGACGCGCGCUCUCAUUAGGCGCUUCCACGUCCUCAUCAAGCGGCGAGCGCAACUGGAGAAGGCAAUUGAGGCGGGAGACGGGCUAGAAAAUGCACGGAAGGGGUUGGCCGAUGUUGACGAUGAGAUUGAGGAAGUAGGUGGGCUUAGUGCCUACCAGAGGAUGUCUACUAUUGGGCAAGGUAGCGAUCGAGGGGGCGGCAGCGAGAAGGUUUUGAUCGAGUGGUUGAAAGAACUGGGAUUGGCCAGCGCAAGCCUGAAAAAGCAUACAACGUUGAGGCUACUCGAGGUUGGCGCCCUCAAACCCGACAACUACGCAUCCUGUACUGCGUGGAUCCAGAACACGCCGAUAGAUCUCCGGUCUAACCACCCAGCUAUUGUGGAGCAGGAUUUCCUGCUUAUGAGCGAAGCAGAGCACCGCGAGAAGUGGGACAUCAUCAGCCUCAGCCUCGUCCUGAAUUUCGUCCCGGAUGCGAAAGAUCGAGGCAGGAUGUUGCGACUAGCUCACACGAUGCUGCGUCCGGAUGGCCUCCUGUUCAUCGCCCUGCCGCUUCCAUGCAUCCUCAACUCGCGCUACCUCACGCCGGAGCACUUUGCGGGCCUCCUGCAAAUCAUUGGGCUCUCUAUGAUAAAGUCACGGUGGAAAGAGGGCGGCAAAAUGGCGUAUUGGCUCCUGCGCAAGACGCCCGGCAAGUCACACACGACCGAUCCAGCAGCAUAUGAGAGCAAGAAAGUUUUACGGCCGGGGAAAAGGAACAACUUUGUUAUUCUGUUGUGA